GGAGGUGGUUCGGUAGUGGGCCCCGCGGGUGGCCCGGGUCAUCGCCCGCGCCUCGGCCGCCAUCUUGCCCGCACCCGGGCUCCCGCGGCGGGAGGGGCGGCUUCCAGGCCGGAAACGGCUGUGUGGCGGGCAGCAAGCCACCGCCUCAGUGAAUGGACCUGACUGGACUUUUUGAGCCCAUCAAUAAACAUGAGUGGUACCAAGCCUGAUAUUUUGUGGGCACCACACCAGGUUGAUAGAUUUGUUGUAUGUGACUCGGAACUGAGCCUUUAUCAUGUGGAAUCGGCUGUGAAUUCAGAACUCAAAGCUGGAUCAUUACGUUUAUCUGAAGACUCUGCAGCAACAUUACUAUCAAUAAAUUCAGAUACACCCUAUAUGAAAUGUGUUGCAUGGUAUCUCAAUUAUGAUCCUGAGUGUCUCCUAGCAGUUGGACAAGCAAAUGGCCGAGUUGUACUUACAAGUCUUGGUCAAGAUCAUAACUCUAAGUUUAAAGAUUUGAUAGGAAAAGAAUUUGUCCCAAAACAUGCUCGACAAUGCAAUACCCUUGCAUGGAAUCCACUGGAUAGUAACUGGCUUGCCGCCGGUCUAGACAAACACAGAGCGGACUUUUCAGUUCUAAUAUGGGAUAUCUGCAGCAAGUAUACUCCUGAUAUCGUACCCAUGGAAAAAAUGAGGCUGUCAGCAGGUGAAGCUGAGACGUUAUUAGUAACAAAACCACUGUAUGAGUUAGGGCAAAAUGAUGCUUGUCUGUCUCUUUGUUGGCUUCCACGAGACCAGAAACUUCUUCUGGCUGGCAUGCAUCGUAACCUAGCCAUAUUUGAUCUUCGGAACACAAGCCAGAAGAUGUUUGUAAAUACAAAAGCUGUUCAAGGAGUGACAGUAGACCCAUACUUCCAUGACCGUGUUGCUUCCUUCUAUGAAGGCCAGGUUGCAAUAUGGGAUCUUAGAAAAUUUGAGAAGCCGGUUUUGACUUUGACUGAACAACCAAAGCCCUUGACAAAAGUAGCAUGGUGUCCAACUAGGACAGGUCUGCUUGCCACUUUAACAAGGGAUAGUAAUAUUAUUAGACUGUAUGAUAUGCAGCAUACACCCACACCCAUUGGGGAUGAAACUGAACCCACAAUAAUUGAAAGAAGUGUGCAGCCUUGUGAUAAUUACAUUGCUUCCUUUGCAUGGCAUCCAACGAGUCAAAACCGAAUGAUAGUUGUGACUCCCAACCGCACAAUGUCUGACUUUACUGUAUUUGAAAGGAUAUCUCUUGCCUGGAGCCCGAUUACAUCUCUAAUGUGGGCUUGUGGUCGUCAUUUAUAUGAAUGCGCAGAAGAAGAAAGUGAUAAUUCCUUAGAAAAAGAUAUAGCAACAAAAAUGCGUCUUCGAGCCCUAUCAAGGUAUGGACUUGAUACAGAACAGGUAUGGAGAAACCACAUAUUAGCUGGAAAUGAAGACCCACAGCUCAAGUCACUCUGGUAUACUCUGCACUUUAUGAAGCAGUAUACAGAAGAUAUGGAUCAAAAAUCUCCAGGCAACAAAGGAUCACUGGUUUAUGCAGGAAUUAAAUCAAUAGUAAAAUCAUCUUUGGGAAUGGUGGAAAGCAGCAGACAUAAUUGGAGUGGCUUGGAUAAACAAACUGAUAUUCAAAACUUAAAUGAAGAAAGGAUUUUAGCAUUACAGCUUUGUGGGUGGAUUAAAAAAGGAACCGAUGUAGAUGUGGGGCCAUUUUUGAACUCUCUGGUGCAAGAAGGAGAGUGGGAAAGAGCUGCUGCUGUGGCGUUGUUCAACUUGGAUAUUCGACGAGCAAUCCAAAUCCUGAAUGAAGGGGCAUCUUCAGAGAAAGGAGAUCUGAAUCUCAAUGUGGUAGCCAUGGCUCUGUCAGGCCACACGGAUGAGAAGAACUCCCUUUGGAGAGAGAUGUGUAGCACGCUACGCCUGCAGCUCAACAACCCCUAUCUGUGCGUCAUGUUUGCGUUUCUGACGAGUGAAGCAGGGGCUUAUGAUGGGGUCCUGUAUGAAAACAAAGUUGCAGUACGUGACAGAGUGGCAUUUGCAUGUAAAUUCCUUGGUGAUGCUCAGUUAAAUAAAUACAUCGAAAAGCUGACCAAUGAAAUGAAAGAGGCUGGAAAUUUGGAAGGAAUCUUGCUUACAGGCCUCACUAAAGAUGGAGUGGACUUGAUGGAGAGCUAUGUGGAUAGAACUGGAGACGUCCAGACGGCAAGCUACUGCAUGUUACAGGGUUCACCUUUAGAUGUUCUUAAAGAUGAAAGGGUUCAAUAUUGGAUUGAGAAUUACAGAAAUUUAUUAGAUGCUUGGAGGUUUUGGCACAAACGGGCUGAAUUUGAUAUUCAUAGGAGCAAGUUGGAUCCCAGUUCCAAGCCUUUAGCACAGGUGUUUGUGAGUUGUAAUUUUUGUGGUAAAUCAAUCUCCUACAGCUGUUCUUCUGUGCCUCAUCAGGGCAGAGGGUUUAGUCAGUAUGGUGUGAGUGGCUCGCCAACAAAAUCGAAAGUGACAAGCUGCCCUGGCUGUCGAAAACCCCUUCCUCGAUGUGCGCUUUGCCUCAUUAAUAUGGGAACACCUGUUUCUAGCUGUCCUGGUGGAUCCAAAUCAGAUGAAAAAGUGGACUUGAGCAAGGACAAAAAGUUAGCUCAGUUUAACAACUGGUUUACUUGGUGUCACAAUUGUCGGCAUGGUGGGCAUGCCGGACAUAUGCUUAGUUGGUUCAGGGACCAUGCAGAGUGUCCGGUGUCUGCAUGCACAUGUAAAUGUAUGCAGUUGGAUACAACAGGAAAUCUGGUACCAGCAGAGACUGUCCAGCCAUGACAUGUUAC
Molecule: messenger RNA, 2822 nt
Organism: Acomys russatus (golden spiny mouse)
Lineage: Eukaryota; Metazoa; Chordata; Mammalia; Rodentia; Muridae
Gene: Mios
Product: meiosis regulator for oocyte development
Exons: 11
Coding region: 190-2814 (874 amino acids)
Biological process (GO): positive regulation of TORC1 signaling; cellular response to amino acid starvation
Cellular component (GO): cytoplasm
Molecular function (GO): protein binding
Source: RefSeq, a predicted model, not a curated record